Messenger RNA from Equus quagga, 3260 nucleotides. RefSeq names its product zinc finger protein 793 (gene ZNF793). The record is from RefSeq and is a predicted model, not a curated record. Lineage: Eukaryota; Metazoa; Chordata; Mammalia; Perissodactyla; Equidae. The coding region runs from base 250 to 1620 and encodes 456 amino acids. Gene Ontology annotation, molecular function: DNA-binding transcription repressor activity, RNA polymerase II-specific. Gene Ontology annotation, biological process: negative regulation of transcription by RNA polymerase II. The transcript is spliced from 6 exons.
GUUGCCGGGUAGCGGCCGACAGCCUCAAAGUCGCGACUGAGUCUGCGCACCCGCCACUCGGGAUGGGAAGAGCUUGUCCUCUGGCGAGGCGGCGUGGUACUGCGAUCGAUUUGGGGUUAUGGGCGCGGAUCCAGGAAAAAUGGGAAAGGUUCUUUCUGGCAAAAGAAAUGACAUGUCCAUCUGUGACAGCAUCCCAAGAGUGAGCCUGGUUUCUGGAAACCUAUUUUGACUCCAUGACAGCUAGGAUGGAUGUGGCCUUGCCUGUGGUUAGAAAACAAAGAAUUUACUGAGUUCCCUGAGUGCCCUGUACACCUUUGGGUCCCAUCACCUCGCUGGACAGCAGGGCUCUCCUCAGGGCCACAGGAUCUCAGUCACAUCUACAGAAGGCCCUGCCAGGGGCUGCAGCUGAGGCAGAGACCUGUGUCAUUCAAGGAUGUGGUUGUGGGCUUCACUCAAGAGGAGUGGCACAGGCUGAAUCCUGCUCAGAGGGCCCUGUACCGGGAUGUGAUGCUGGAGACCUACAGCCACCUCGUCUCAGUGGGUUAUGAAGGCACCAAACCAUAUGUGAUCCUCAGACUGGAGCAGGAAGAAGCACCGUGGAUUUGUGAGGCGGCGUGCUCAGGCUGCCACUGUCGGGAAAACAUUUGGCAAGUUAAUGUCCAGAGGAAAAGACGACAAGACAUACUUUUGAGGCAAGAUGCAUUCAUCAGCAAGAAAACACUGCCCAAGGAAAGAAGCCAUGAAUAUAAUAAGUUUGGGAAAAUAUCACUUCGGAGCACUGAUCUUUUUCCUUCAAUUCAAAACUCCAAUAACUGGGACCCUUGUGGAAAGAGUGUGAACCAUAACCUAGACUUGAUUGGUUUUAAGAGAAACUAUUCAAAAAAGCAAGAUGAGUGCUAUGGAUAUGGGAAAUUGUUACAGCAUACAAACCAUGAUCGAAGAGCUAAUGGAGAAAAACUCUGGGAAUGCAGUCACUGUGAGAAAGCUUUCAGCCAUAACCCAGCACUUACGUAUAAACCAGCAGUAAGCAAUUCUCUUGUGUACAAACGUAAGAGAGUUCCACCUACAGAGAAGCCCCACACCUGUAGUGAGUGUGGGAAAGCCUUCUGCUACAAGUCUGAAUUCAUUAGGCAUCAGAGAAGUCACACUGGGGAGAAGCCAUAUGAAUGCACUGACUGUGGGAAAGCCUUUUCACAUAAGUCAACCCUCAUUAAACACCAGAGAAUUCACAGUGGGAUAAGACCCUUUGAAUGUUUUUUUUGUGGGAAAGCCUUCACCCAGAAGUCACACCGCAGAGAACAUCAGAGAACACAUACAGGAGAGAGACCUUUUGUAUGCAGUGAAUGUGGGAAGUCAUUUGGUGAGAAGUCAUACCUCAAUGUACAUCUGAAAAUACACACAGGAGAAAGACCCUAUCGUUGCAGAGAAUGUGGAAAGUCCUUCAGCCAAAAGUCAUGCCUCAAUAAACAUUGGAGAACUCAUACCGGAGAAAAACCCUACGGAUGCAAUGAAUGUGGCAAAGCUUUCUACCAGAAGCCAAACCUCAGUAGACAUCAGAAAAUUCAUGCUCGGAAGAAUGCCUAUAGGAAUGAAAACCUAAUAAUUGUGGGAAAGCCUUGAGCAAGAUACCCUAUUUCAUGCUAUGUGGAGGAUUUAUCCUUAGGAGAAAUCUCAUUGAUUUAAUUAAUUUGGACAAAGUGUUUUACAGUAAAGGAAGUCAUGCUCCAAUUGUGAUGGAAAAUUUUAUACAAAAGAUUAUAGAAAAUACUUUCUAAAACAUAAACAUGGUCACUCUGGCUUAAGGAAGUUUAAAAAUUAUUAAAUGGAAUGACAAUGGAAUACAAAAUAUAUGUGAAGAGAAUUAGAGGUAUGUUAUAGUAUGUUCCGCAGUGAGCCACAUAAUAAGACUGUUUAUAUUUUGGAAUUAUAAAUGUGAAUUUAAUAUAAAUUGUGAAUAUCAAGCACAUAUGUCACGCAGUAUGUAGAAUGCCAUUCACCAAACUUCCACUCUAAAUAUCACCACUGUCUUUUUGUGUCUUAACAAUACAAAAACAAUAAUAAUAAUAAUAACAUUGUCAACUAUUUUAAAAAAAGCUUUAACGCAUUAUACCAGCUACAUUUUCUCCACCCUUUUGUAAUACAUGUAAAUAGCUAUAACAUUUACUAUUGGGCCCUUUUCUGAAUAACAAAGCAAUGUUUCUUAAUGUCUUUUGUUAGCCAAAAACUUUAUUAGAUGUUUUUAAUGUUAAAAAGGCAUUUGUUUUGCCUUUAUUAUUUUAAUAUAUAAGAUAAUAUAUAAAUAAAUAAAUAUAUUAAAUAACAAAUAAUUAAAUAUUAUUUAAUAAAUCUUAUUCAUUAAAUAAAUAAUAAAUUAUUUAUUUUGCCUUUAUUAUUGUUGAAAAGGCAAAGCUAAGGAAUAGUUUCACAACCUGAUACUGGAUGAACAAAAUACUAUAAACUUGAUUACUCAGCACAUUCAUUAUUUGACAGAAGUAGCGUGUCCCUGGCAUAUUGUGCGCUAUUCCUAUUUUGUUAGUCUUGCUUAAAAUACCUUGCAGCAAGUUAGUAGGAGAGACACUCUUUAUAUGAGUCUUAUAAUUCAGAAAUGUUUCAUGCAAAGACCAAUGAAGGAGAUUUUUUUUUCUUUUUUUUGCAAAUUAAUUCAGCAACAUCCACUUUUCUUCCCUGUAAAUUUCCCUGUAAAUGUCCUGGACGCUAAAUCCAAGUUUUUUCAUCAUUCCAACCUUUGAAAAAAGUCCGCUUCCCUUAGCUGCCAUGUCAUCCAUGUAAGAAGACAAAUGGCCACAUUGUUCAAGAUUUGCCUCCCUGUAAGCAUCCCUGAUCCAGAAUAAGAAACAUAAUCACAGAUAAAGAUGUGAUUAAAAGAACAAUAAAUAUUUCAUGCAACUCUAGAGCAACAUAUUUCUAAAACGUGAAAUAGAAGCUUUUCUAGCAACGUGUAAGUUAUGAAAAUUGCAGUAAGAAGUAGAAAACUUGAUAGAACAAUUACCAUUGAAGACUUUGGGAAAGUGAUUAAAGAUCUAUAACUGAAAAUGCUCCCACUCAGAUGACUUCAUGAUUAAUUGUAAUAGAUGGUAACCACUUAGAGUUUCUUUACCAAAACCCCAUAGCAUAUAUAUGCUGAAGCCAUUUUUUAAAAAUCAAGAAUUUCGGGGCCAGCCCCUGGCCGAGUGGUUAAGUUUGCACACUCUGUUUUGGCAGCUCAGGGUUUUGCUGGUUCGGAUGCCGGGCGUGGACAU